Molecule: messenger RNA, 3624 nt
Organism: Penaeus monodon (black tiger shrimp)
Lineage: Eukaryota; Metazoa; Arthropoda; Malacostraca; Decapoda; Penaeidae
Product: major facilitator superfamily domain-containing protein 6-like
Exons: 12
Coding region: 428-2437 (669 amino acids)
Cellular component (GO): membrane
Source: RefSeq, a predicted model, not a curated record
AGUCUAGUGCACGCUGCUCGACGCGCUACACGGUCCCGCUCUUGCUUGUCCGCGCGCUCAAUCGUGCUAACAGUUGUAGUGAAAGAUAAAGAGACAAUAUCUCCGAACUAAUAUAGUUCCUCAAGUGAUACAGUGAAAAUGAUCUAACAUUUUAUUGUGAUUCCCGACUUCCAAUUAGAAAGAAAAAAAUGUUUACCGCGUUGUGACAUUUUUGACAACUUAAAGAGCUUCGUGUCAAGUUCUGUGCUGUCUCUUCCUGGUCAUCAGCUACGUGGGUCGGGGACUUGACGGAGUGUUUGGCCGCUUACAGAACCUCCUCCUCCUCUUCCUUCUUUUCCUCCUCCUCCUUCUCCUACCUUUCCUCCUCCUCCCUCUUCUCCACCUCCUCCUCCACCUCCUCCUCCAUCCUCCAACAGCAGCCUCCGCCAUGAUUCUCCCAGCUUGGUUUAUUCGCUUCCGGAAGGACUUGACAACUAAGGAAUUCGCUCCCAUAAAGCUCCUCUUUUUCCUUAUCUAUGGAGCGUCCAUGGCCAUGUUCCCUUUCCUCACUCUCCAAGCGCGGUCCCUGGGCAUCACGGAGAAAGAACUGGGCAUUGUUUACGCUUUCACGCCAGUCAUCGCCAUCAUCGGCCCGCCCAUGACAGGCAUGAUUGCGGAUAAGAUUGGCAAUUUUAAGAUAUUCCUCAGCUUCACAAUGGCGGCGAGCGGUGGAGCUGCCCUUGUGUUUUCCGCCGUCCCCGCCGCCCGCAUCCACCACGCCCUUCCGGAGGUCCUUCCCUACACGGUUACCUGCGGCGGGAGUGAGGGCUCGAGGCUCACGCUGAAGGAGCCCUUUGAGUGUGAUUACUUGGCCGAUCUCGACACCGUGUUGUUCAAUGUUACGAGCUGUGAACCAUGUCGGUCGGACGGCCUCACGGACUCCGAGCUGCGCCUGGUGACGACCCCCUGCCCGGGCGGCCUCGGGACCAACUGCGAGAUCUCUCUGCCACCCGGCGUGUCCCCUGUGCUCGCGGCGAGGGUGCCCCAGGGGGAUGCCAACGCCAGCCUCCUCGAACCCCUGGACUGGACCUGCCCUGGGCCCGGAGAGCAGGGAAUCCCCUUGGACGCCGACACCAAAUCCGCGUACGACGUCGCCUCCACGACCCUCGCCUCCAACGACUGCCGCCUCCGGUGCGUGGCGGAGGUGAGGCGGGUCGACCUCUGCUCCAACGACAAGACCACGCAGGUGCUGAAGCCUAUGGUGACCUUCUGGUGCUACCUGCUGGUGCGGGUGCUCAACGGGCUGACCUUGGCCACGAGCUUCACCCUGUUCGACGGCGCGACGAUGGCGGUGCUAAAGGAACACAAGGGCGAUUACGGUCUCCAGCGUCUCUACGGGAACAUCGGGGCCAUCGUGAUCACCCCCUUGUCCGGCGUCCUUAUCGAUGUCUUCUCGGAGAUCCGCGGGAGCCAGGACUACAGACCGGCUUUCUACCUCUACUGCGGUCUCAAGAUCAUCGCCGCCGUCGUCAUCAUCUUCCUGAGUCUGGACUUCCGACAGCCUUCCAACCAGGUGUUUAGUGACUUCAAGGUGCUCAUCAGAAAACCCGAGAUUCUCACCUUCCUUCUCGUCAUGAUGAUUUCAGGCACCUGCUUCGGUCUGCUGGACACGUUCCUCUUCUGGCUCCUGCAGGACCUCGGCGCCAAGAAGUUCCUGAUGGGGAUCACCGUCACCGUGGGCAGCAUCGCGGGCGUCCCAACCCUCAUCGCUUCCGGCUGGAUCAUGGGCAGGCUGGGGCACGCCAACACCAUCAUUCUGGGUUACGCUUUCUACGUCAUUAGGAUGUUCGGCUACUCCUUCAUCCAGAACCCGUGGUGGUGCAUGCCCUUCGAAGUCCUCGAAUGCUUCACCGUCUCCCUCAUGGGCGCCGCCGCUGUGUCCUAUGCGAGCGAGUUGGCGACGCCGUCCACGCUCGCCACUCUCCAGGGUCUCUACGGCGGCAUUCACUACGGCGUCGGACGCGGACUGGGCAGCCUCCUCGGCGGGUUCAUGAUCGGUCCCCUGGGCAUCCGCAACACCUUCAGGCUCAUGGGCAUCUUGUGCGCCGUCACCUGCAUCACCUACUUCGUCGUCAACCACAUCUGCUUCCGGAAGCUCCAGAACCAGCGGCGAGAUGAGAAGAAGGAGCAGAAGAAGGCCGAAGAAGCCGAAGAAGGGAACCCGAAGGAGACCAAGGGUGACCUGAAAGAGAUCAAGGGCGAGCUGAAGGAGAUCAAGGACGACCUGAAGGAGACCAAGGGCGACCUGAAUGAGACCAAGGGCGACCUGAAUGAGACCAAGGGCGACCUGAAGGAGACCAAGGGCGACCCGAAGGAGAGCCUGUCCCUUGAGGCGCUCGAGGCUGUCGAGAAUGGCGUCAAGGCGAUACCGAAUGGCAAGGAAACCAAGGUGCCAUAAAGGUCUUUUUAUCUUCCCCAGAAACUUCUGUGAAAAACAAACAAACACAGUUCCCUACGCACAGAUAAAACGAAACACGGCCACAAUAAACAGAGAGGGAGGGAGAGAGAGAGAAAAGAACAAAACCCGGUAUUCACUUCAUCUGAUGAGGAAAGUCUCAAUGGUUCGAAACGUGGCGACACCGACUCUCUGUUUCUGUUGUGACUGUUCUCGUUUUAUCCCCAUUUUCAGUAAAUGUCAUACGUGUAAUCUAUUGAAAACCAGUUAUCGAAAGAUUUUGCUUAUACAUGAUAGUAGCUUAUUACGGCAGUGUCCGUUAGUGUUUAUUUAAGGUCGUUGUAUAUACAUUAAGGUCGUUGUUUCAUUCAUAAAAGGAACGAUAGGUGCUCAUUUCUCUCAAGCUUUACUAAUGUAUUUAGAUUUUUAGGUUCUUACUAUUUCCUACUUCACACGUCUUCCUUCUGUGUAAGGAAAUUUUAUGAAAUGCCUCAAAAUAAGUGCCUGAGAACCUGUCACAUACUUGAUAAUGUGUUUAUAUUCAGUCAGUGAAUGUCAGAUACUUGGCAUUAUGUAAUAUGCAGUUUGUGAAUACUUGAAAUUACGUUGAAUUUAGUACUGUUGAUCUGUCAGAGGUUUAUAAUCAUGUGAUAUUCAGUCUAUAAUAUUGAUAUUCACGUGCUGUACUCUUUCUGAAUUAUUCUGAGAGAGUUACAUUUCAUAUUACAUAUUUUUUACAAUCACUAAAUAUUCUGUGAUCUCGAGUGGAAAUAAUUUCGGAGUGCCUGCACGUGUGAGUGUCUGUAUGUUUGCACAACAAAAAUCAUUUCGCAUUAUUACUAUUUAAGAUUUUAUUACCAAACUUUGCCCAGUAUUCACGCCAGUACAGUAUUCAUGUACUUAAGGAAAAUCUUUUCAUAUUACAUUCAGAUGCCAUUUACGUCUUGUUUGAAUCAAUUCCAUAUUAUCCCUUAUAAUUGUUGUUCUUUUCUUGUUUUAUCUGUUCAUAAUUCCACGGACAAUAUUUUACGCGUAUGACAUCUUACACAAUUCUAUCAUUUAUGAAACUAAUGGCAUUCCGUGUUAAUCUGUUAGUAUUUACAAACAAAGUGAAGUUUUUUUAGAAUUACUCAACAGGAACGAAUUAAUACUAAUGACAAAAUACUGUAAUAAAAAAUAGAAAAAACGGA